Strongylocentrotus purpuratus (purple sea urchin) is the source of this 2538-nucleotide messenger RNA. RefSeq names its product aquaporin-12A-like. Gene Ontology annotation, cellular component: cytoplasm. Gene Ontology annotation, molecular function: channel activity. The record is from RefSeq and is a predicted model, not a curated record. Bases 573 to 1376 code for a protein of 267 amino acids. Lineage: Eukaryota; Metazoa; Echinodermata; Echinoidea; Camarodonta; Strongylocentrotidae. The transcript is spliced from 2 exons.
AAUAACUUAGAUGCCAUGAAUACUAUACACCACGCAGUACAUGCAUCUAUUGAGCAUGUUCUGGAUGUGAACCACUGGUUUGUCAUAGUUAUGGAAGUGAUGUCAAUCGUCCGUCCGUCCGUCCGUCCCAGCGGUCUGUAAGAGCCAGGGGCAUUCCUGGAAUACCAGAAAUGUCUAGUCAAACUAAGACCUAGAUGUGAAGAAUAGAUCCUGCUCACUGGAGAAUAAAGGGCAGCCUUUGUUGCAUUGUACAUUAAUGUAGCAUCAGCAAAACACAAAAGAAAAGGAGAACUUUCAUUGGUUUGCAGCACUCAGGAGGCCUUCAGUCAUACGAAACUACUUUUAAUAUAGUAACUGGUGGUCUAGAAGACAGUUGGAAUAUUACAUUGCUCUUUUGAGAAUGUGCAGGGCACCGGACAAAGCUGUCUCAGGCUGUGUUGAAUAACAAGGACUGAAAAGACCACUAGUGUUAUAUAACAUCAAAUGCAUCACAUCAUCUGGCAUUACUAUUUGAGGUGGUUUGACAGCUAAAGUCUGUCUGUCUUCAGUUUGUGAAAUAAUAGGCAACUAACAUGACGCAGGAGUACCCAGCAGUCUUGGCGACAUUCCUCCUCGUCUUCUUCACGACGGUCGGCUGCAAUCUGAUUCGGUCUCUGACCAAGAGAAUCCUGCGCAACGAUCCGGUCUGGUACAGCUAUGCUGCGGAACUCAUCUCCACGUUCCAACUCGUCGCAGGCGUCAUAGAGGGCGACAUCAUCCUGGAGGAGUACGGCCUCUACUGGUACGCUCUCUAUCUCUGGAUUCUCUUCGUGUCUGAGAGCCUUACGUUCGACGGCGACUCCACAGCCAACACCUGUAUGAUCUGGCAGUCCAUGCUCAAAGGUGACUUUAGCCCUGGGGUGGCGCUGUCCAAGAUAUGCCUUCAGGUGGUCGGAGGGCAACUAGCGUAUCCCUACGUGCGCUUCAUGUGGAAGGUGGUGCCGACCAACCGUCAUCAGAGGAAGGUCUCGCACCUGCUACAGGUCUACUGUGCUUCUGCAUUGAAUGUCUCUAUCCUGGAAGGUGGCUUUGCAGAAGCUUUGGCCACCCUGACCUAUUUCAUGACCCUCAACUUUCAGCCCAAAGGAAAGUACAGUGGAAUGUUUGCUGAUGCCGCAAUCCAGGUUUUGAUCAUCGUCACAGGUUUGGAGUGGACUGGGAUGAUGUUUAACCCCGCCCUGGCCGCAGGAAUCACCUUGAACUGUGGUAACCAAAGCCUCUUGGAGCACCUCUUGGUCUACUGGGCUGCACCGCUGGCGACCGUCCCUCUCGCCAGGGCCAUAGCAGGCGCCUUCAACAGGCCAACACCAGCGGUACCCCCUACCAAAGAGGACUAAGGGGGUACCGUCAUUAUUCAGGGUGCCAUGGACUUAAUUCAGGCACCACUACAAGGAUAGGGGAUUUCAUCAUUACUGUUUGGACUGCAUCUCUGAGCUACAUGUAUACCCCUUUAGCUAGGGCCAAUAUAAGCCCCAUUGAAGGGGCAGUACCAUGCAUGCACCAUAGAGAAACGAGGUGGUAUCUAAAGGUUUUUUUUUUUUGGGGGGGGGGUCGGUGAAUCGUAUCAUCAUCAUGAAAGGAUUGAACAAGGACUUGGUUUAAAAGGUCUUGAAUACAUUAGAAGCAAACUCUUCUGUAAAUUCAUCAUUUCAUUUUAAUAGUUAAAUGAAACGGGUCUGAAUGAAUCGUAAGCGCGAAAUUGAACAUGACACAGGGUUUAAAGCUAAUCUUGAGCUCUAGUUUGGGAAUAGCAUUUUGAGAGAAAAUUGCUAUGAUUCUGGAUUGCAGAUUUGCAGUAGAUUGGUUGUUUGAACCAGUGAAAUAAAAACAAACACACAAUGACUUUAAAUACUGGGCAUCAUCUUAAAGAUAGAUAAAAAACACUACUCCCAUUCGUACAUAGAGAUCUGUGUUAAGCACAUGGUGUCGGGUCUAUCCGGAUUUCCUUCAAUAUCUUUCUAUGCUCAUUACUCAGCCACUAUACAUUUUCUACCAAAAUCAUUUGGCAUUAUGUCAUUUAUAUAUGUAAUCUUGAAAAUUCAGUGUAAGUUUCGUUGGAAUUCUGUGUGAAUUUAUUUUCUAUAUUUACCAGAACUCAAGUUUAACUUUAAUUGCUAGACUGUACAGUGUAGAUGGCACAAAAUACGCCAUGUGCUGUACUCAUAUUGGCAUGGGCUAGGCUUUACUAAAGAUACUAAGAUAAACUUGGUACAGAUAUUUAUUUGAAGUGGAAAAUAACAGUCUAUGCCUGUAAACUAAUCAUCUAUAUAGGUCAAUUUCAAAUGGGAUUAAUAGCAAUAUUAAUUAUUAAAAGAAUUACAGUAUUACUGUAGCUUAUUGUUUAUUUACUGAUAAAGGUACAGGUUGAUGUAUGUCCAUUGACAAAAAUUAAUCUGCUAUCAUGAUGUACUGUACAUAUAGCAUCAACUUGGGCAGUGGUUGUAAAAGAACUGGAGGCGCUAAUUCUAAUAAAUAAAAUAAAUGAUAUUUCAGAACAGA